Messenger RNA from Salarias fasciatus (jewelled blenny), 6882 nucleotides. RefSeq names its product lysine demethylase 5A (gene kdm5a). The coding region runs from base 1057 to 6294 and encodes 1745 amino acids. The record is from RefSeq and is a predicted model, not a curated record. The transcript has 28 exons. Lineage: Eukaryota; Metazoa; Chordata; Actinopteri; Blenniiformes; Blenniidae. Gene Ontology annotation, biological process: regulation of DNA-templated transcription; chromatin remodeling. Gene Ontology annotation, molecular function: DNA binding; histone H3K4me/H3K4me2/H3K4me3 demethylase activity. Gene Ontology annotation, cellular component: nucleus; chromatin.
UGCUAAGCCGUAGCUAACGCGUCUGCUAAUGUGGCUACCGCAUCGAUAGACGACGCUAAAUGAGACCGAAAGUCGUCUGAAGGAAAACAAAAAGACAGAGCUAUUGCUAUGUUUUAAUAUGAACUCAUUAAAGCCAUUUAGCCAAAGUCAGGCGCCCUGUUCUACCGACUUAAUCGGCUAUCGUAAAUGUUAGCUGCGCAACGAGCUGCGGCGGCUAAGCUGCUUUUAGCCCACCAAAUUAGCCGAGUGCUAGCUUCCCGUCGCCCGAAGUGCUUCAAUGAAUGGAGGUCGAUGAGCAGAGUGGAGACACCAGUCAACGACGUACAUCCGCAGCUAGCCCUCCCGUUGUUGUGGUCCAGCUCGGAGGCACCGGCAGAAAUGGACGCGGACGUCACCGUUUAUUUGGGGAAGUCUGAGGAGCGAAUGUGAUUCUGUUAGCUAGUCGGCAGCAUAGCACGGGACGAAGCUAACUGUAAAUAACUUUGUCAGAAAUGCAUCAUCGUGAACAUUUCGUGUACUACACAGUUACGGAGACGUAGCGACGGAGGGGUUAGCAACAUAAACACGUCGCAGGCGGAGUCGUAAAGCCGGCGUGGAUUUUGUUUUGUUUUGGUCGGGGAAACUUCUUUUGUCACCCUUCCCUCGCCCCAAGUUUUGGCAGCGGAGUUGUGUUCAUUGUGCAGCCGUCGUUAGAGGGAGAAAUGGUGGCGUUCCGGACUGACCCUGCCCUCCGUCCCAGGUAGGGGCAGUGUUAGUGAGGACUCCCCUCGGCCUGGCCCGCUGGUUCACGGAUGAUGGACAAACAUUAAUCAGUGACACCUUGUUCGCUGUGUGUUUGAAUCCACUUUGUAAUACCACAUUAUGGCUCUCCGCCGGGAUGCUCUGACACUGAAGUGAUUGAUUUUGGGGGAGAUUUGACGGAUCAUGAUGGACACGGAGGAAGUUCCCCAAGAAGAUCAUCACUGCUAAAAAUCAUGAACUGCUGAGAUCAGCUCCUUCCUUUUUAACUCACAUUAUUUUAUAUAAAAGAGACAGUUUGCCUGGAAACACCCCGACAUGUCUGCGUUCGCCGAGUUCGUCCCACCUCCUGAAUGCCCGGUGUUUGAACCGAGUUGGGAGGAUUUCUCGGAUCCUUUAGGAUUUAUCAACAAGAUCCGACCCAUCGCAGAGAAAACGGGGAUCUGCAAGAUCCGGCCACCGGAGGACUGGCAGCCUCCCUUUGCCUGUGAUGUACGCAACUUCCGCUUCACUCCCAGAGUGCAAAGACUGAAUGAACUAGAGGCUCUCACUCGGGUUAAGCUCAACUUUUUGGAUCAGAUUGCAAAGUUCUGGGAAUUGCAGGGAUCUAAGAUUCGAUUCCCUCACGUGGAGAGAAAAAUCUUGGACCUUUAUCAACUCAGCAAGAUAGUUUCAUCUGAGGGCGGCUUUGAGACGGUGUGUAAAGACAAGACAUGGUCCAAAGUGUCGAGCCGAAUGGGGUUUCCACCCGGGAAAGGCAUCGGUUCACUUCUACGCUCACACUAUGAGAGAAUACUUUACCCCUAUGAGCUCUUCCAGUCAGGGGCAACACUUACUGGCCGCCACCGAUUCUAUGAUGAAGGGAAUGACGGAGAAGAAAUGGACGAGGGAGUUGGUGAAGAAGCGGUGGAGGAAGACGAACAAGAGGAUGAAGAGGAGAAGGAGAAAAACAGGGACGGCGAUGCAACACAAACCAAAGAUCGACUUCUGCCUGAGAGACGAUCCAGGCGCCUGAAGUCUGAGAGGGAAAACAAGGAGCCGAAAGGCCUCAAAAUCUUCUCAACAAGCCCCAAGAUGGUCGGCCUGGAGAUUGUAUCAGCUGAUGAUGGAUUCAAUAAGCGGCAGCGUCACCUCAAAGCUCAGGCUUUUGCCAUCAAAAUGAGGCCUCGCAAGGAGACUCUGGAGGUGAACUUUAUUGACCUCUAUCUCUGCCUGGUGUGCGGACGAGGCGAUGAGGAGGACCGGCUGCUGCUGUGCGACGGCUGCGACGACAGCUACCACACCUUCUGCCUGAUCCCACCGCUGCAGGAUAUACCCAAAGGGGACUGGCGAUGCCCGAAGUGUGUUGCUGAGGAGUGCAGUAAGCCCAGGGAGGCAUUUGGCUUCGAGCAGGCAGUGAGGGAGUACACUCUGCAAGGCUUUGGGGAGAUGGCCGACCACUUCAAGUCUGACUAUUUCAACAUGCCUGUACAUAUGGUUCCCACUGAGUUGGUAGAGAAAGAGUUCUGGCGUCUGGUCAGCAGCAUCGAGGAGGACGUCAUUGUGGAGUACGGCGCCGACAUCAGCUCCAAGGACGUCGGCAGCGGGUUCCCUGUCAGAGACGGCAAGAGGAGGCUGCUUGGAGAUGAGGAGGAGUAUGCCAACUCCGGCUGGAACUUGAACAACAUGCCUGUGCUCGAGCAGUCUGUGCUCACCCACAUCAACGUAGACAUCUCAGGCAUGAAGGUGCCCUGGCUGUACGUGGGCAUGUGUUUCUCCUCGUUCUGCUGGCACAUUGAGGACCACUGGAGUUACUCCAUCAAUUUCUUACACUGGGGUGAACCUAAGACUUGGUAUGGGGUGCCAGCCUCUGCAGCGGAGAAGCUGGAGGCUGUAAUGAAAAAGCUGGCCCCGGAGCUGUUCGACUCCCAGCCUGACCUCCUCCAUCAGCUGGUCACCAUCAUGAAUCCCAACGUCCUCAUGGAACAUGGCGUCCCCGUGUACAGAACAAAUCAAUGUGCAGGGGAGUUUGUGGUUACUUUUCCCAGAGCUUACCACAGCGGCUUCAAUCAGGGCUAUAACUUUGCUGAGGCUGUGAACUUCUGCACAGCGGACUGGUUACCAAUGGGUCGCCAGUGUGUUGCUCAUUACCGGCGGCUCCACCGGUACUGUGUGUUUUCCCACGAGGAGCUGCUGUGCAAGAUGGCCGCUGAUCCAGAGAGCCUGGACGUGGAGCUAGCUGCAGCCGUCUUCAAAGAAAUUGGGGAGAUGAUGGAAGAAGAGACCAAACUGCGACAGGCUGUCCAGGAAAUGGGGGUGCUUUCAUCAGAACAAGAGGUCUUUGAGCUUGUUCCAGAUGAUGAGCGGCAGUGCCACAAGUGUAAGACGACCUGUUUCCUGUCGGCGCUGACGUGUUCCUGCAGCCCCGAUCGGCUGGUGUGUCUGCACCACGCGGCAGACCUCUGUGACUGUCCCCUCGGCAACAAGUGUCUUCGAUAUCGCUACGAUCUCGAGGAGUUUCCUUCUAUGCUGUACGGAGUGAAGACUCGGGCGCAGUCCUACGACACAUGGGGGAAGAGGGUCAAUGAGGCUUUGGCUGCUGACCAGAAAAACAAGAAAGAUCUCAUUGAGCUCAAGGUUUUGCUGGAGGAUGCAGAGGACAGAAAAUAUCCUGAAAACACUUUGUUCCGCCGCCUGCGGGAGAUGGUCAAAGAGGCGGAGACGUGCUCCUCUGUCGCCCAGCUGCUGCUCAGUCGCAAGCAACGGCACAGUGGCCGCCUGCGUUCCGAAAGCAGUCGCAAUCGUACUAAACUGACUGUGGAUGAGCUGAAAGCCUUUGUGGACCAGCUCUACAGGCUGCCUUGCAUCAUCAGUCAGGCGCGGCAAGUCAAAGAGUUGCUGGAGAACGUGGAAGACUUCCACGAGCGUUCUCAGGUGGCGCUGUCAGACGAGAUGCCCGACUCCUCCAAGCUGCAGGCGCUGCUGGACCUGGGCAGCGGGCUCGACGUCGAGCUGCCAGAGCUGCCAAGACUCAAACAGGAGCUCCAGCAGGCUCGCUGGCUCGACGAGGUGCGCAUUACCCUCGCUGAGCCCCACCGCGUCACUCUGGAGCUGAUGAAGCGGCUGAUCGACUCUGGCGUGGGCCUGGCUCCCCACCACGCAGUGGAGAAGGCCAUGGCUGAACUCCAGGAGAUCCUCACCGUCUCAGAGAGAUGGGAGGAUAAAGCUCGUGCCUGCCUGCAGGCCAGGCCUCGUCACAGCAUGGUAACCCUGGAGAGCAUAGUCCUGGAAGCCCGGAAUAUCCCAGCAUAUCUGCCUAAUAUUCUGGCUCUGCGAGAGGCCUUACAGAAAGCCAAGGACUGGUCUGCCAAGGUGGAGGCCAUCCAGAGUGGCAGCAGCUACGCUUACUUGGAGCAGCUGGAGAGUUUGCUGGCAAGGGGUCGAUCGAUCCCCGUUCGGCUUGAUCCGCUGGCUCAAGUGGAGUCUCAGGUGGCUGCAGCCCGAGCCUGGAGAGAGAGAACGGCUCGCACCUUUCUCAAGAAGAACUCUACCUACACACUGCUUCAGGUUCUCAGUCCUCGUGUGGACAUUGGAGUGUAUGGCAACAGCAAGAGCAAGAGAAAACGUGUCAAGGAGCUGAUGGAGAAGGAGAGAGGCGGCUUCGAUCCUGACGCUCUCAGUGACCUGGAGGAGAGCCUGGAGGAGGUGCGCGACCCUUCGACUGUUGUUGCAGCCUUUAAAGCCAAAGAGCAAAAAGAGGUGGACGCCAUCCACUCGCUACGGGCCGCCAAUUUAGCCAAGAUGGCCAUGGCAGACCGCAUCGAGGAGGUCAAGUUCUGCCUGUGUCGAAAAACUGCCAGCGGCUUCAUGCUACAGUGCGAACUGUGUAAGGACUGGUUUCACGGCGCGUGUGUGCCGCUGCCGAAGACGGGAACCCAGAAGAAACUAGGCGUGGGGUGGCAGAGCAACAGCAAAGAGUCCAAAUUCCUGUGUCCGCUGUGCCAGCGGUCGAGGCGGCCGAGACUAGAGACGAUUCUGUCGCUGCUGGUUUCGCUACAGAAGCUGCCGGUGCGUCUGCCCGAAGGAGAAGCUCUGCAAUGUUUGACAGAGAGAGCGAUGAGCUGGCAGGACAGAGCACGGCAGGCUCUUGCCACAGACGAGCUGUCCUCAGCGCUGGCAAAGCUGUCUGUACUAAGUCAGCGCAUGGUGGAGCAGGCGGCGCGGGAGAAAACGGAGAAGAUCAUCAACGCUGAGCUGCAGAAAGCUGCAGCCAACCCCGAUUUGCAGGGCCACAUCCAAACGUUUCAGCAGUCGGGGUUCAGCAGAGCCACGUCCCCGCGCCCGUCUGUGGACUACGACGAUGAGGAGACGGAUUCAGAUGAAGACAUCAGGGAAACUUAUGGUUAUGACAUGAAGGACCCAGGCGAGGUGAAGCCCUACCUGUUCUGCGAUGAGGAGAUUCCUGUUAAAUCUGAGGAGGUGGUCAGUCACAUGUGGCCUGCCGCCACGCCGUCCUUCUGCGCUGAACACGCCUACUCCUCAGCCUCCAAGUCCUGCGUGCAAAAUGUGAGCACACCCAGGAAGCAGCCCAGGAAGACGCCGCUGGUCCCCCGCACUCUGGAGCCGCCGGUGCUGGAGCUGUCCCCGCAGGCCAAGGCCCAGCUGGAGGAGCUGAUGAUGCUGGGAGACCUGCUGGAGGUGUCCCUGGAUGAGACCCAGCACAUCUGGAGGAUCCUGCAGGCCACGCACCCUCCCUCGGAAGAGAGGUUCCUGCAGGUCAUGGAGCCUGACGACUCUCUGAUGGAGAAACCGCUGAAGAUCAAGAUCAAAGAUUCAGAGAAGAAGAGGAAACGGAAGUUGGAAAGGGCAGAGCACCACCACAUGCUGAUGGCCGCCGCGGCAGCCAGCGGGGCUUCCACAAUGGGAGACAUCCGGCCGGCUAAAUCCAAGGAGCUGAAAAGAGUCGGUCUCGAACUGGGCCUCGGAGGUAAACCGAAGAAGAAGAAGCUCAAGCUCAACCUGGACAAGAACCGGGAGAUGAAGCUGCUGGCCAAGCGGCUGGCCAAGGAGGAGAAGGAGAGGAAGAGGAAAGAGAAGGCAGCCGCCAAGGCGGAGGCCAUCAGGGAAGGACUGGAGAAGAGGAAGGAGAAGAAGAUUCUUGACAUUCCUUCAAAGUACGAUUGGUCGGGAGCAGAGGACUCCAAUGAUGAGAACGCAGUGUGUGCAGCCAAGAACUGCCAGAGACCCUGUAAAGAUAAGGUGGACUGGGUGCAGUGCGACGGCGGCUGCGACGAGUGGUUCCACCAGGUCUGCGUGGGCGUGUCCUGCGAGAUGGCGGAGAACGAAGACUACAUCUGCAUGGACUGCUCCCGCAAGGCCACGGGCGCCGGCGGAGGGAUGACCGUGGAGGAGGUGGCGGAGGAGAGCGUGGUCGUUCUCACGACGUCGAUGUGCGGCGGCGGCGGCAUCCAGACCGUCCCCUCGUCGUCGGUGAUGGCCUCGUGGUCCGCCGCCGCCGCCCACUUACACCCAGCAACUUCACAUCAGCAGCAGCAAGAGCCCCAGCAGGGCAGUUAGCGCUUGUAGAAGUGGCCCAAUGACUGAGUACCUCAAUCAAAAGCCAGUAUCUGGGCUGGAGAUCCAACCGGGGGGAGACGUGACCCGUUGAGAAUGAACCCGUCGGAGGCGAGGGUCACGCCGGGAGCCGUUCUGUCUGAAUUACGAAGCACAAGAGGAAAGUUCUGUGUGGUUUCGGCCGGGCCGUGUCGUCUUUAACGUGUUAUUCAGUCCUCCUGCUGCAGUCUUAGGUGUAGAAACACUCGACAGCUUCUCACCAGUCCCCCCCCAGAGCAGUAACAAGGUGUUGGUAUAUCUACUUGCAGUCCAACAAACACUCACCUCCCGUAAUUCAGCUGUUUAUUCACCGCAGGCAGUUAGGCUUUCAGCCCCGGGACAUCCUGACACGCUCCCCCGUCUGUCCCCCCCGUCAGGAACCUCAGACUGUAACAUCUCAACGCGUUAAGUCUCAAAACGAUUAGCAGAAACAAAUGGUUGUAAUGUAGUGGAAUUAUUUAUAAUGUACAUAGCUUUCAAGCAAUUAAACAAAUGGUUUGUGGCUUUUGUUUUGUUUUCUCACCUUUAAUAAACUAUUCCUAGUCAAACGAU